Grus americana (Whooping crane) is the source of this 2768-nucleotide messenger RNA. It is a transcript of the gene DPYSL4, whose product is annotated as dihydropyrimidinase like 4. The transcript is spliced from 14 exons. NCBI's taxonomy places the organism in Eukaryota, Metazoa, Chordata, Aves, Gruiformes, Gruidae. The coding region runs from base 78 to 1802 and encodes 574 amino acids. Gene Ontology annotation, molecular function: hydrolase activity, acting on carbon-nitrogen (but not peptide) bonds, in cyclic amides. The record is from RefSeq and is a predicted model, not a curated record. Gene Ontology annotation, cellular component: cytosol; cytoplasm.
CGCACGCAGGGACGUGCACACACAGGCACGGACACGCACACAAACACACGCGCGCACAGGCGGAGUGCGGCGGGAAGAUGUCGCACCAGGGCAAGAAGAGCAUCCCCCGCAUCACGAGCGACCAGCUUCUAAUCAAAGGAGGAAAAAUUGUCAACGAUGAUCAGUCAUUUUAUGCAGACAUUUAUGUGGAAGAUGGUUUAAUAAAACAAAUUGGAGAUAACCUGAUUGUUCCUGGUGGUGCCAAGACAAUUGAUGCCUAUGGCCAGAUCGUGAUGCCCGGGGGGAUAGAUGUCCAUACCAGACUGCAGAUGCCCGUCAUGGGGAUGACCUCUGCUGAUGACUUCUACCAAGGCACGAAGGCAGCCCUGGCAGGAGGGACCACAAUGAUCAUUGACCACGUCUGCGCGGACGCCGGGACCGGCCUCCUGGCUGCCUACGAGCAGUGGCGCGGGACCGCCGACAGCCAGGCCUGCUGCGACUACUCCCUGCACAUCGACAUCCCUCGCUGGCACGACAGCCUGAAGGAGGAACUGGAAGCCCUGGUGAAGGACAAGGGUGUGAACUCCUUCCUGGUUUUUAUGGCCUACAAAGACAAACUGCAGUGCACCGAUGCCCAGAUGUACGAAAUAUUCUGCAUUAUUCGAGACCUGGGGGCCAUUGCCCAAGUGCACGCUGAAAACGGAGACAUCAUCGAUGAGGAGCAAAAGAGGCUGCUGGAACUCGGGAUUACAGGGCCAGAAGGGCACGUCCUCAGCCGCCCCGAGGAGGUGGAAGCGGAGGCGGUGUACCGUGCGAUUACCAUCGCGAAACAAGCCAACUGCCCCUUGUACGUCACCAAAGUAAUGAGCAGAGGUGCAGCAGAUGUGUUAGCUCAAGCAAAGAGAAAAGGCACGGUUGUGUACGGAGAACCCAUCGCCGCCAGCCUGGGCACCGACGGGUCGCACUACUGGAGUAAAAACUGGGCCAAAGCUGCAGCCUUCGUCACGUCUCCCCCCAUCAGCCCGGACCCCACCACGCCGGAUCACCUCACCUCCCUCUUGUCCUGCGGGGACCUGCAGGUUGCGGGCAGCGCUCACUGCACCUUCACCACCGCGCAGAAGGCAGUGGGGAAGGACAACUUCACCCUCAUCCCCGAGGGAACCAACGGCAUCGAAGAGCGGAUGGCGAUAAUUUGGGAAAAGUGUGUGGUCUCCGGGAAGAUGGACGAGAACGAUUUUGUAGCGGUGACCAGUACCAAUGCUGCCAAGAUCUUCAACUGCUACCCCAGGAAGGGACGCGUCGCCGUGGGCGCUGACGCAGACCUGGUUUUGUGGAACCCCAAGGCUACAAAAAUCAUCUCGGCAAAAACCCACAAUCUGAACGUGGAGUACAACAUAUUUGAAGGGACAGAGUGCCACGGGGUUCCUACCGUGGUCAUAAGUCAAGGAAAAGUUGUUCUUGAAGAUGGAAACCUGUUUGUCACCCAGGGGUCAGGUCGCUUCAUUCCUAGAAAGACAUUCCCUGAUUUCGUUUAUAAAAGGAUAAAGGCAAGAAACAGGCUGGCCGAAGUCCACGGCGUCCCCAGAGGGCUGUACGACGGGCCGGUCCACGACGUCCUCGCCAACACCAAAGCCGUGGCCCCCACCUCAGCGUCCAGGAUGGUGCCCUGUGCGGGCAAAGCCCAGGCUCCUCCCGUGCGCAACCUCCAUCAGUCGGGGUUCAGCUUGUCUGGCUCGCAGGCAGACGACCACAUUGCCAGACGCACGGCUCAGAAAAUCAUCGCCCCGCCGGGUGGACGGUCCAACAUCACCUCGCUGUCCUGACGGCCCCAUGCCAGCGGGGCAGCCCGGGGGCUGCGCUCUGCCCCCGCACCACCGGCGUGCCGGCAUGUCUGUCCCUGCCGUAGCCGCUGCCAGGGCGUGCUUGGGUCCCUCCGGGGCCGCGUCCAGCCGGGAAGGGGACGGUGGGUCGCCCUCAAGGUCAGGAUGAAAAUCGAGCAUUUGUCAGCUGCCCCAGCCCCUUCUUCUCGUAGGUAGAAAAUAGAGUAGCCCUCCCGAGAGGUAGCGCUCCCAUCUCCAUCCCUCCCCGUCUGUAUUUGUUCAGUAGCCACGCGGAAAGCCCUUACCUUGUGCAUGCGGGCAUCUAGACGUCCCCGUGGCAGCACGCUCAGCCGUGCUGCUGCCUGGCGUGUGGCCGGGACGAACGUGAAGGUGCGUUUUGGCUGGAAUGCGCUCCUUUCUAGUAGCAUCGACUGCCCUUUCUACUUUUGACUUUUAACCGAAGGACUUCUAACCGAUAAACACUCCUGAAUCUGUAUGGUUUUAACACGGUGAGUUGCAUCUCCUCCGUUUGCAGCCUCCCCCAGCAGAUCUCUGCCCAUCUCCGUGCGCAGCCCUGGCCACGCUCCGGGACUCACCGUCACCGUGCCCGAGAGCCAGCGUGGCUGUGCAGGACGGCGGCGCGUCCAUCUGUCCCUGCCCUGGUCCCAGCGUCGAUGGGGCGGUGCAGACACCCUGCAUUCCGGGGCAGGAUGGGUGCUGGCUGCUCCUGGCACCCCAGUGCCGUGGCAGACGUGCGGGGGGCUGCAGUCUUUCUGUUAGGCUUGUUUUUUAAAGGUUAUUUAUACAGUUUUUCAAGAACCAAGUGUAAGUCUUAUAACCAAUAACAAGGCUCGUUUGAAGGCCAGUUGCAUAUGACAAACUCUUUUAUAAAGGUUAUUAUAGCCCGUUUAUUAUAUUUAAAGGUAUGUACAGUAAAGGUGAACCUCUACGCCACAAAGCUAUGCAUGU